This is a messenger RNA of Oikopleura dioica, 3177 nucleotides long. Lineage: Eukaryota; Metazoa; Chordata; Appendicularia; Copelata; Oikopleuridae. The record is from the annotation of a GenBank genome assembly.
AUGGAGGACCUACUAGAGAAUCCAAAAAAAAGAACAUUGUUCGAGAAAUUACUCAAUGAUAAAAUAGAUGAUGCCAUAAGACAAAAUAAUCGCCAAAAGAAAGUCAAAAAAGAUGUUGAAGCUCCACCGCAAGCUGCGCCAAAUACACCAAAUCUUUCUAUUUUUGUCGAAUUGUUAAACAUUUUCGAUGAAAAGCUUCUUUCGGACAAUUCCUUUUUUGAGACCAGACGUCAAGAAUGGGUUAGAGCUCCUGACAAGCCGAUUAUGGACAUGGAAUGGAUCCUUCCCGAAAACUGGAAAGCUGAGGAAAAGGCCUUUCGAGAAGGAGAGAACGAAGAAAGAGAAGAGGAAGAUCCUCCUGAAGAAAAAUGCGGCAGAGCAUUUGUCGUGCGCGAGCUGGCGAUGUGGAGCUGCCUUUUUAACCGAUGGGAGCUUGUAGAUACAAUCCGAGAUCACGUGAAGGAGCAAGAGAGCGUUUCAAAAGACGCCAGGUGUUCUGAAGAAGAUGCAGGAGAAAAUCUAGGAACAGUUCUUGGGGUUGAACUUGGCAUUGCAUUUCUCAUUCACAACUGCCGCUUGGUCACCGAAAAGUACAUCACUUUAUCAGAACUGCAGAGCUCGUACAAAGAGCAGCAGGAAAAAAUUGAGGAGUACACUGUUGAGCUGAUAACUUCAUGCUACGAGAUGGACUACGAUCAGUGUCUUCUUUUGAUCAGAAUCGAGAAUCGACACUGGGGAAAGAGGACAGCUCUUCAGCUGGCAGAACAAGCUCGUCUAGGUAACUUCAUGUCAACAGACGCUGUUCAAGACUUGCUUGACAAAAUUUGGACUGGUGGACUUGAACCAACCACGAAUUUUCGCCUUGCUAUGUGUUCAGUCUGCCCGUUGUUAGUGCCAUUUUUCAUGAAGCCCUCAAAAGACCCGUACAUUGACAGGAUUUCCUAUAUGAAGUCGGGCUUCUUCUGGGGCGGCAAGCAAGUCAAGAGCUUGGGAAUGUCCACAAAUGAAGAAGACAACCCAAGCAAAUUGAUGGUGAUUUCCAACUUCUGCACGUCACCGCUCUAUUGUUUCAUCAUUGAAGUCGUUUCCUACCUCGCCUUUCUUGGCCUCUUUGCUUACGUUAUUCUGCUAAAAUUUUGCAUCCGAAUUACUUUCUUCGAAUACCUCCUUAUGAUUUGGAUGGUCAGUAUUCAACUCGAACGAAUUAGGAAGUUUAUAGCAAUAGCGGACAAGACAAAGAGCGAAAAGAUACGACUCAUGUACCAUGACACUUGGAAUAUUUUAUACUUCCUUGCGAUCGCUACAUUCUUGGCUGGCAUUAUUCUCAGGGCAAGCUCAAUCGUUUCCUACGAGGAUAUUUAUUUGAUCAACAUGAAGUCCUUUGAAAAUCUCCCGAAUAAAAAAAUCAACCUUUACAAUACGUCGAGCUGGGAGGACUUUCAAGAUAAAUACAAAUUUUCCGUCAUCUCUUCCUUCUUUUCGAAUGCCAACAAUCCGCUUUACACAGAAAUGUCUCCGGAAGCAAAAAAAUUCGUCGAAGACAACUACGGAAUCUACCCCUUUGAAUACAUCAACGGCAUGGAAGACCAUCCGGCAUCACUUAAUUAUUGCCCACUUCAUAUCCUCGAGAACUCUUCAUUCGAAAACCCGAAAUUCUUGAAGUGGGCGCAGAUCUUCUACGGCAUCACUUACCUAAUCAUGUGCAUGGCUGUUCUUCACUUUUAUGAUAUUCACAAGCUUUUGGGUCCCUUGGCGAUCUCUAUUGGAAGAAUGAUGCGCGAUUUGAUGAUGUUUAUUUUUAUUCUUGCAGUUUUCCUUGUCCCGUAUGGUGUCAUUACUACAGCUUUACUGUAUCCGAACGAAGUGAGACUUGCUGAUUGUAUGGAGGGCAUCUUCUUCAAGCCAAUCCUCAAUCUCUACGGAGACCUGUUUCUCACAGAAUAUACCAACUACGAGUUCAACAGCGAGCUCGACGGAUGCGUGGAGGCAGAAGACAUUCGGUCCAUCGAAACUGAAAACGAUCUGUAUUCGGGCUUCGACUUUGUCCGAGUUACUCCGAUAAUGAAAAACUUUACACACGAAUGGGAACGCGACAUCAAAUUAUGGAACGAAUGUUCUCCUGAGCACAUGACUCAGAUUACUGCUUUUUAUUUGACAAAUUACGAUUGCAAUUUCGGAGAAGGCUCUAGCACAAAUACUACUUCUUCUGGAACCAUUGAGUGUUCCUUCUUAGAGAGCAACGAAGCAAACGCUACAGAGUUACCUCCUGUCUCACUGACGGCGAUUUUCGGUGAUUGCUUCAGCAAAGUUCGCGUCUUGCGCAUCUCGAAGGAUGAAAUCGCAAAAUUUAGGCCUUUGCUACCAACUGAAAGCAAACGAGAUUCUGACCAAAGUGGUGACUUUGAUUAUAUGUUUCAAGACUUCGAAGGUACUGACAUGGAGAAUUACGAGUACUUUGUUUUCAGCCCAUUUAUGGAGGAAGAUAUUCUGAAUGCUGAAAAUGACCCAGCGAAUAAAGACCCCAGUGACAGCCAAAAAGCAGCGAUGGAAUUGUACAAAGCAAUCGGCAAUCACAUAAAUACACCCGUGGAAGGCCUUCACAUUUUUCCAACACAGGAUGUUUACAAAUUCGAAAAUGAAGAAAUCCCCGUUUCAGAUCGAUUGGGCGAAACGGAGUGGAAACUGGAUGUCUUUCAUAGACGCGUAACAAAGGGAGUGAAGCUAACAUUCAAUGAUCUGCUGCCAAGUUGUUCUGUUGAUGAGAAAAUCGAUCCUUGUACUUCAAGCAAAAAACAGCCAGUUGUACUAGCGGCGAUGAUCGUUUACUCUUUCGAGAACGACAAACGACGCUUCAACUACACAAAUCCCAAUUUCAUGAGCAACAUUCCAGCCGAAGGAUCCAAGAACAAGAAUCAAAAGCUCCAAAACUUCAAAACCCUUUACUUUCCCGAGUACCCCGAUGACAAAUCUGUGGUGCGAAAAGAUUUGACAUCGGAAAUGCUUUUGCUAGAAUAUUUCCACGACGAUGAUGUCGACUAUAUCUCGGUUCAGACAGAAACAGAAGACGGAAAGACGGAGAAAGAAACUGCAGUUAUUCCUCAAGGAAUUGUUCAUCAAAAGACACUCUUACUCUUUUACGCGAAAAAUUCAGCAGAUGUCCAGAACGAUAUUUUGUGA